This is a messenger RNA of Apis cerana (Asiatic honeybee), 1828 nucleotides long. RefSeq lists its product as uncharacterized. NCBI's taxonomy places the organism in Eukaryota, Metazoa, Arthropoda, Insecta, Hymenoptera, Apidae. Gene Ontology annotation, molecular function: olfactory receptor activity; odorant binding. The record is from RefSeq and is a predicted model, not a curated record. Gene Ontology annotation, cellular component: plasma membrane. Gene Ontology annotation, biological process: detection of chemical stimulus involved in sensory perception of smell; sensory perception of smell.
CUUUUGUAAAGUUAUUUAUACUAUCCACAUUUUGCAAAUAACAAUAUUCGACUGAAUCCAAUAAGGAGAAUAUUCAUAUUUGGAAGUCGGAGAAAUUAGUCUUAUUGGAAUACUACUAUUUAGAGAUAAUUUUUUUAGAAUUUAAUAAUUUUCAAUAAUUUGACACAGUAAUUUGAAAAUCUUUUGUCUAUCACCGAAUGUUUAGCGAAUGCCAUAUUGUAGCCAUAGCAAUCAAUAUUUCAGGAUAAUCAUAGAUGUUCGAUUUUCAACAUAAGUGGCAGGUGUCAAUACAGCCGUAGAAUUAUCUAUAAUACAAUUGUCACACAAUGUCGAUUAAUUUAAGUAUGCAAUGAUGUAUACCUGUCGUAUAAAGAAACGAAUCAAAGUUAUACUUAAAAAUUAUAUAUUCGGUUAGAUACAUAGAGUAUCAUCAAAUGUCGAGUUUAAUUGCACUUAUCAGAUUGAUUUCUUCCAUUCUGGAAGGAAGAAGAUUCAAACGACGAUCGUUGCCACAAUAGUUACAAUACUGGAAAUAUGGAUAUAUUUCAGAAAACCGAAAGACAUCCGGAAAUAUUUGAUAUUCCUUACUAUAAAAUGGUCGAGAAAUACUUUCAAUUUUUGGGACAAGAUCCACGUCAAAAGAGUAAAUUCAGAAAUACUAUAGUAACAGUGGUGGUGAUUAGUAUUUCAAGCAAUAUCGUUCCAACGUCAAUAGAGUUAUAUACAUCGUUAUGUGACAAGAAUAUGGAUGCAGUGAUCGAGGGUCUACCACAUUUUAUCGCAGCUACCAUUAGUGCCGUUAAAAUAUUGAAUAUAUAUUUCUAUAGAGAAAAUUUUGACAAAUUAUUUCAAUUUGUGGCAAGUGAAUGGGACAAGCUGAAAUUAAAUAAUGAAUUACAUAUUCUUGAUAAUACUAUUAUACAAGGAAACAAAAUGGCGCAAUUAUACCGAAGUGCAUUAUUGACAGCUUUGGUAUUGUUCCUACUGAUUCCAUUACUUUCUCCCAUAUUGGACAUCGUUCUUCCAUUAAAUGAAACUCGAUCACGACAACAACUGCUCAAAGUUAAUUAUUUAUUUUUUAACGAUGAUAAUUAUUUUUUCUACGUAUAUUUGCAACUUGCUUGGGGAUCAAUCAUGGUUGUAGUCACCAUAGUUGCCGUAGAUUCAUUGUUGAUUCUUAUAAUUCAUCAUUGCAGCGGAUUAUUUACAGUUUGCGGAUACCAAGUACAAAAAGUAACAGAAAAUACAAAAUCACUGAAUGAAAUUGUUUCAAAUAAUUACACAUACGAACAAAUCAGGAAUUGUGUGAUCAUGCACGAUGAAGCUAUCCAGUUUUAUAAUAUUCUGAAUGAAAGUAAUCGAAAUAGUUAUCUUAUUCAAGUUGGGUUAAAUAUGUUGGCCAUAAGUGCGACGGCUGUCCAAGCAGUCGUAAAUUUGGAUAGACCAGAAGAAGCAAUUAGAAGCGCUGUAUUUUGUGGAGCUAAUCAAUUCCAUUUAUUCGUACUUAGUUUACCUGGACAAGUACUCUUGGAUCAUUGCUCUGACUUUUCAAAUAAUAUAUAUAGUUCCAUAUGGUAUAGAGCACCUGUGCAAAUCCAAAAAGUACUCUACCUAAUGCAAAUAAGGAGUAAGAAAUUAUGUACGUUGUCGGCAGGUGGAUUGUAUGAAAUGAACAUAGAAAAUUUCGGAAUGACCUUUAAAACGUGCAUGUCGUAUUUCACAAUGAUAAUGUCGUUGAAAUAAUGAUUAUCCAUAUCGAAAAUAUAUUAUGAUAUAAAUAUAUUAUAUUUUCUAUCCAAAUUAAAUAAGGAUGUGAAUAGUAAUAAAU